GACCACGGCAUGUACUGAUGGGCGACUCCGCCAGCGGCCAUAGAAAUGCUGCUGACAAUGAUUCACAGAUCGGGAUCGGGAUCUGUGAUGGACAAAAUUACGUUGAGAAGGUAAACAAGGUGCUCCAUCCUUCAAUCAUGUCUAGUCCUAGUUGGCCGAAUAGAACAAUGGAUACGAAGCCAUUCAUCACACAGUACACCUCAGACGAAUCGAACAGGAUGCAACUGAGAGUAAAUAAUGGAAUACGCAGCAAUAAAUACCUCCCAGUGGAUUAUGACAAACUUAAACUCAUGGCUGCUGAAAAAAAAUUCUCUGCUCAGAAAAGUCUGCUCAAAGUAAAGAAAAUUGAGCAAAUGUCCAAACAGAGCAAAGAAAAUCUUCUGUUAAAACAGCACAAGCUGAUUUGGCAGAAGGAGUUUAUGAGACUGAAUAAUGUCAGAAAGAGGGCACAGGCUGAGGUAGAGGGCCAUCGUCGGCAAAACGCCACAGAAGGAAGCGGCUGUUGUCGGAUGUAUGAACACUUUGACCUCUAUGAGGCAUCUCUUGAUGAAGAGUUUGCAGAGUUUAAAAUGAACACUUGUGAUCCUGUGUGGAAUUUGAGGGAAGACUUGCAGUUUUGGAUCCAGGACAACCACGAGGGAAUUCGGAUGGGUGACCCGGAGGUGGUGGAGAAACACGCGGAGAUCCGCCAGACAAUCAGCCAGGUCAAAGGUCAACAGAACAGUAUACUGCAGCAGCUGUACAACGAACAGAAGUGUCUGGAGGGCGAGCUCAGCUCAGGCUUUCUGUGGGAGAUAACUCAUGGAGGAUCAGAAACACCACAUAUUGAUUUUGCUGAGGGUAUUCCAGAGGAGGCCUUUGACCUUGAGUGCUCUGAUGAUGAGUUGAAGGUCACAGUGUUACAAGAGUUUAUCAUUCUGGAUGAGAAGUUCAGAGAGAGGCUUCACUUUCUGGAGGAUGAACACUCCAAGAUAUUGAGCCGAGGCACACAUGGGGGCUGGAGUGAGGAGGAUCACUUUUGUUUUGUGGUCAACUAUGAUCAAUAUCCCAGGGAACUCAACAAUCGCAGAAAGUUAAUAAUGGACAGAUUGAGGCGACAUCUGCCUCAUAAAUCUAGGCCUGAACUGGUAGCUCAUGAAGAAUGGUGUGAAUCUAACAAAUAUUUCCAUGAGCGCAAAAGGGCUUUAGUGGUAGCCUGGAGAAAAGGCCGGAGUGAGUUAUUCAGCAAAGCCCGCAAUACAUUCAUAGAGGUGGAAAUCGCCAAGGAGCUGGCAGAAGUCCAGGCAGAAUAUAACAGAGGGCAGAAAAAAAUCAGGGAUGAAUUAUAUAAUAAGGUGAGGAUUUGGAGGGAGCAGAAGCUGGAAGCCAUGAUGUUACAGGAGAAGAUGGACGCCAGGAGGAGAGAGGAGGCCCAGGAACAGCGACGAAUGGAGGCCGAGAAAGAGAAGAAACGACGGGCACACGAAAAAGAAAAGGUUCAAAAGUUCAGUGAUGAUAGGACAGAGAAAAGAAGAAAACAGGAAGAGAGAGACCAAGAGAGGAUGGAGGAACUUAGGCGACUGAUGGAGGAACAGGCUGUUCUGGACAAAGAGAGAGUAAAUUAUCGCAAAGAACAAUUAGACGUAAAAAUAUCAGAAAGAAAGUUAAAGGAAGAACAGAAAGCUGAAGAUGAACUGGAGAAAGAAAGAAGAUUGGAAGCUUUACGAGAACAAGUUCGAGUGAUUGCAGAAAGUGAUCCAGUUCGGAUGAUGCAAGACACAAAGGCAUGGCAAGCUAAGAAUAAUCCUAGUGAAGAGGAUGAAGAUAUAAACAUCAACAAACCUUUGUUUGAAAUUAACACCUUUAAUUCCAAGCAGAUCACCACAGAUCCACGGAUGCGCCUCGAGGCCAAGCUGAGGGAGGCCGGUCUCCACAAUUCUCCCUAUGCUCGGCAAGUAAUGGCCGGGGUCCCUCCUCCCCAGCCCCCGCGGAGGGACAUGAAAUCCACCGUGUUUAAAUACGACUAAACAGACCACCCAGAUGCCACCCAAAUGAACACUGUAAAUCUAUGAAUGAAUGAAGACAACACAAAAUUAUCCAGAUAUUUUCAGAGUAUGGAUGAAAUACUUUUAACAUCUUGUUUAAGAUGUACAUGUAAUACAUUUGAUACCUGGAAAUGAUUUUCUUUUUAUUUAAGUACAUGUAUACAAAGUGAAAACUGUUCAGUCCAAAUUGUAACAUCAUCUAUUAUUUCUAUUAUGAUAAAUAUACCAUAAGUUGCUUUUAUAUUAUCAGAAAUUAGUCUUGAAAAAAAUUGUCACGAUUUAAUGCAAAAUCCUACUCAUUUAAGUUUAUUUUAAAUUAUUUUGUUGUUUCUGGGACUUCUCUCCACAAAUUUUAAACAUGUAAAGAUGACAUAGGGGUAUUUCAACAUGAAAAUUAUUGCUUUUUAAAAAAUGAUGGAGAGAUGACUGAUUAUGUACUUUUUCAAAAUAUGUUUUGGAGGAUAAUAAACAAAGUCCAUAGACAUGAAAA
Molecule: messenger RNA, 2514 nt
Organism: Magallana angulata
Lineage: Eukaryota; Metazoa; Mollusca; Bivalvia; Ostreida; Ostreidae
Product: coiled-coil domain-containing protein 148-like
Exons: 14
Coding region: 18-2006 (662 amino acids)
Source: RefSeq, a predicted model, not a curated record